CAGAUGGCACCGUACCGCAGCCAUCGAUGGGCGUAUCGUACCGUAGGGCGUGACGUCAGCUGUCAUAUGAUUCCCCAAACACAGCAGACGAAACCUUGCCUCCAGGAUGUCCGUGGCCGCAGCUCAGGCGAAGCUUAUUGCCGUGAUUGGCGAUGAGGACACAUGCGUUGGGUUCCUCCUCGGAGGCAUCGGUGAGGUCAACAAGAAGAGGGAACCAAAUUUCCUCGUGGUUGACAAAAACACCAGCGUCCAAGAAAUCGAAGACAGUUUCAAGAAGUUCAUGAAGAGAGAUGACAUUGACAUCAUCCUCAUCAACCAGAAUAUUGCCGAGCAGAUCCGUCACGUGAUCGACAGCGACAACGACAACCCCCUCCCCGCUGUGCUCGAGAUCCCCUCCAAAGACCACCCUUACGACCCCACCAAGGACUCAGUGCUGCGUCGGGCCAAGGGUCUGUACAGUGCCGACGACAUGCGUUAAGGUGCCAUGGGCUGAGUCUCAAGAGAGGGAGGGACGGAGGGGGUUAUGUGGUUGCCCUCCUCCCUCCCUCCCUCGUCCCCUUCCCAGAGCAGCAUUCCAUCAUGUCUGUCGAGUGUGUGUAGUUGUGAGGGCGUUUUAAAGACUAGCAAUUGUCAACUGUUUAAUGUCCGUCAAUGUGUAUCUUCUUCCGAAAAGUCAUUUUUUAACCCAUGGGGAAUCAAGGUUUGGUCAAUCCACUCAUGAACAAACUCCUAAUGCCAUUUUUUUUUUUUUUUUUUUUUUUUUUUUUUUUUUAUUGUGGUACAGUAUAUGAUUUUUAGUGAACAUUGAUAAUGAAAAAUGUCACUGUGUAAUAUAUUUAUGCAAUGCAGAUUUUUAUAUAAAUGUUAUUGUUGAGAGAUUUAAUUUGUGUCUGCAAUUUUUUAAGCUGAUGUGUUCCGUCAAGCAUCCGUGCACAAAGUAACCUGUAGAUAAUGUAGAUCUGCUCAUGAUUUUGUUAUUUUUUACUUAGGGAAAACAGGCCAACUCCUUCCACCCUUUUAGCAACACCUUCACACACUUCUACAUAUUGUUUUAGCAACACCUUUGUACACAAAUAAAUCUUGCAUCUCAAAAAGGUGUGGACUAAGAGCUCAUAAGAUGGAUUUUGGCUGAGAAAAUGUUUGCUGAAACUUUUAACUGUUAACUUUUGGGGGUAAAACAAUGGUGUACUUCAAACAAAGAGAUCACAUCCUCUUAGUGACUUCCAUUGCUUUUUUUCUAACCACAUGUUUGUUGAUAUUACUCUCUUAACUCCAUUAUACCUGGGACAGCUGGUGGAUACUUGUGGCUCUCCCUGAGUACUCAUUCUCACCCAUGUUGUAAUUUAACAUGUAAAUGCAGUUGGUGUCUUGUUUGUUUCAGGGGUUGUGCAUGCUGUAUAAAUACUGCUUGUUUGUCUUCUUUCCAUGGAAAAUCACUGUACAAAAUUACUGUCUAUAGGUGUUAGACAUGGGUUAUUGUUAAGUAUUGUAAAAUAAUAUAUGGUAAAAAUUAUGAA
Molecule: messenger RNA, 1517 nt
Organism: Eriocheir sinensis (Chinese mitten crab)
Lineage: Eukaryota; Metazoa; Arthropoda; Malacostraca; Decapoda; Varunidae
Product: V-type proton ATPase subunit F-like
Exons: 5
Coding region: 107-478 (123 amino acids)
Biological process (GO): proton transmembrane transport
Cellular component (GO): proton-transporting V-type ATPase, V1 domain; membrane
Molecular function (GO): proton-transporting ATPase activity, rotational mechanism
Source: RefSeq, a predicted model, not a curated record